AUGUUAUAUAGCAGUUAUAUUCUGUGUUUGCUGGGUUGAUAUCAUGACGGAAAAGACAUACAUUAAUAUUAAUUCUGGCGAUGAAAUCGUUAUUUCCGGUAUCGCUGGAAGAUUUUCAGAUUCAAAUAAUAUGAAUCAGUUAGGAGAAAAUCUAUUCAACAAGGUUGAUCUUGUUAGAGCAGAUCAUCGUCGAUGGGACAUAGAGCAUCCGGAUUUACCAGAACGCAUGGGGAUAGUUAACGAUGUGGAAAAAUUCGAUGCUGAUUUCUUCAACAUAUCUAUCGAGCAAGUCCACGCGCUCGAUCCUAUGGCAAGAUUAUUAUUGGAACAUGCUUAUGAAGCAAUUGUCGACGCGGGGAUCAAUCCAAUGCAAUUGCAAAAAAACACUGCCGUUAUCGUAGGGAUGACUGUUCUCGAGUCACAGGAGAAAUUUAUGUAUGAGAAUCUUCAGGUAGAAAAAAUUAUUUAUGCUUUUGCAAAUGCGAUAAGAAUGUGCGACGCUAUUUUGAAACCGUACGAUAUAAACAUCAUGAACAUUUUGACAAAGAAACACGAAAAAGUGUGCGAAAGCGUUUUAUACACAUUUGUCGGUAUUAUCGCUGUCCAGAUCGGUUUAGUAGAUCUUCUGACAUCUUUAGAGAUUACUCCGGAUUACGUGAUUAGUCAUUCUGGUGGUGAACUCGGUUGUGCGUAUGCUGAUAAAUGUUUCACUAUUGAACAAACUAUUUUAUCGGCAUACUUUAUCGGUCUGGCCUACAUCGAAGGAAAUAUUAUCCAUAACUCUAUGACAGUUGUCGAUCUGGAUUACGAAUGUCUCAAAAAUAUAUGUCCAGAAGAUAUUGAAAUAGUGUGCUACAACAGUCCAAACAACAAUGUUGUAACAGGGCCGGUUGAAUCCAUGCAAGUAUUCGUGCAAAAACUACAGAUUAAUAACAUCAACGUGAAAGAAAUCUCCUGCGAUAUUCCAUAUCACAUUCAUUAUCUCGCAUCCUUGGAAACUCGGCUUUUAUUCAACUUGAACGAAGUAAUAUCACAGCCGAAAAAACGGAGUCCAAGAUGGAUCAGCACCUCUGUACCUUGCGUCGAAUGGUCCAAUGCGAAAUCGAAAUUAUCUUCAGCAAACUAUCACACGCGUAGUAUAUUAAACACCGUUCUCUUUGAACAAGCAAUGCGUUUAAUUCCGAAUAAUACCGUGGUUAUAGAAAUCGCAUCGAACGACGUUUUGCAGCAUAUUUUGAAGGAAUCACUACAUCCAAAAGUAACAACCAUUGCAUUGACUCAGCGCACUGAACAAAAUAUCACCGAUAUAAUUUUGCGAGGCAUUGGAAAGCUCUACAAUUGCGGCUUACAACCGCAGAUCGCUAAUUUAUAUCCGCCAGUUAGCCGAGGCACUCCUAUGAUAUCUCCAUCUAUCAGAUGGAAUCAUUCUGAAGAUUGGUAUGUGCCAAGCUAUCAAUCACAGAAGAAUAUCAAAUACGGUGAAAGACUCGUCGAAAUCGCACUUGAUGAUGAGACCUAUAGUUAUAUGGCCGGAUACGUAAUCGACAAAAAAAAUUUGCUACCAACCACAGGAUAUCUUGCGCUCGUUUGGGAAACUAUUGGCAUAAUGAAAGGGGAAAUGUACACAACUAUGCCGAUAGUAUUUCAAGAUAUAAGCUUCAUUCGUGCUACUCAUUUGUCGGAUAACGCUGCAAAAUUGACGAUCACGAUACAGAAAGAUAGUGGAAAGUUUGAAGUGAUCGAAGGAGAUAGCCUUGUGAUAAUUGGUACAAUGUAUAUCGUAUCAAAUCCAGGACAAGAGAUGAUUCCGACCGAUUUAUUACCGGAGGAUGACGACGAAGAAGAAGAUAUGACUACUCGAGACGUCUAUAAAGAACUGAAACUGCGUGGUUAUGAGUACAGCGGUUGCUUUUGUGGACUAAAAAGCGCAUCUAUUUCAGGCAACAAAGGACACAUCGUUUGGACAAAUAAUUGGGUGACAUUUAUGGAAACCAUGCUACAGCUGCAUAUUCUUGGAUACAAUACUAGAGAUUUAUAUGUUCCUAUAAGUAUUCAAAAAUUGGUGAUUGAUCCUGCGCUUCACACAUCAAAGCUGCGGGACAUAUUGAAUGACAAGGAUAAACAAUUACCAGUACGCAUAUACAGAGAAAUAGACGCGAUUAUAUCUGGCGGAAUAGAGAUUCGGGGUGCUAAGACUACCGUGAUUUCUCGCCGAAAACUAAUUCAAGAUCCUGUUAACGAGGAAUACAUAUUUGUAGCUCAUCACGAUCGUGCUAAGAUUUCUUUGGAUGAAGCAAUUCGAAUAUCGGCGCAACUCGUGUUGGAAGAUCAUCAGAUUAUCAAAAUAAAAGCUAUUGAGCUAGUGGAAAAUACUGAUAAUGUAACAUUGGAAAAUUUAUCAUCUUUGUCAUUGAUUAAAACUUUAAACAAUAUGCCGUUAAUACAAACAAAUAUUACAUUAAUAACAUCACCGAAUCGCUUCAAUUCAAUAGAAUUGCCGGAAAACAUUACAAUUGCAGCUUUAAACAAGUUAUCUACAAAUGAUAAAAUCUUAAUAGCUUUUGGAUUCAAUCUUUUGACGAAACCAAAAAACUGGUUAGAACGACUUUUGCCAUUCGUAAUGGAAGGUGGUUAUCUAUUGUUGCGCGAGAGAUGCAAUAUAACUGAUUACAAAAAACACUUGCGGCAAUAUAAAUUAAAUGUCAUUCUUGAAAAGCGUACCGAUACGGAAGUAAUUUUGCUUCUAAAGAAAAAAGUUCCGGUAAAGAGAAUGGCCGUUGUCCAUAUAAGUAAUAACGACUUUAAUUGGCUCGAACACCUAAAGUUGCUUAUGAACAAUGAGAAUCAACUUGACAAAGACAAUAGAAUCAUAAUUGUUGGAGAGAGAGACUUUGAGAGCGGUUUGCUGGAUUUCAUUAACUGCUUGAGAAAGGAGUCAGGCGGCGAGUUUGUCAGAGGUGUACUUGUUCAAGACCAGAAGGCUCCUAAAUUCUCUCUACAAGAUCCUUUUUAUAUGCAACAAUUGCAAAAAGGCAUGACUAUUAAUGUUUUGCGGUCUAAUAAGAUCUGGGGAUCUUAUAGGCAUUUGAGAUUACCGCCUCUAGAAACUGAACCUGUAUCCACCGGCUACGUCUGUCAAAUGACAAUCUUAAAGAUUCAAGAGGAAGAUAAACCUCUGAGUGAGCUUAUUGUCGCACAUCGCCGUUACUACUGUCUUAGUGACAAAAUCUAUAUUAUCUUAGGAGGCCUGGGUGGAAUCGGUUUGGAGUUAACUGACUGGCUAAUACAACGAGGUGCCAAGAACGUCGUGCUAAUUUCGCGAAUUGGAAUAAAAAAUGUUUAUCAGCGCAGGAAAGUUCAAUUGUGGAAGUCGUACGGUAUAAAUGUGCUCAUCAUCAAAAAUAUCGAUAUCACCGACAGCAAUGAUUGCAAACGUCUUCUCCAAAUUGCGGAAAAGAUAUCACCGGUAGACGCGAUAUUUAAUCUAGCUAUGGUGUUGGAGGAUCACGUCGUGAAGAAUCAUACUGCGGAUACCUUUGCGUAAUCUUUCAAAUCAAAAGCCUGGGCGACCCACAUGUUGGACAAACUGUCUAGAAAUAUCUGCUGUAAACUUCGGCACUUUGUAGUAUUCUCUUCCGUUUCUUGCGGCAGAGGAAACGCCGGACAAACUAAUUAUGGCAUGGCCAAUUCCAUCAUGGAAAGAGGAGUGUGCGAGAAAAGAGUGGAUAAUGGAUUACCCGGAUUGGCGAUUUAGUGGGGAGCCGUGGGUGACGUAGGUCUUAUCGCUGAUAUGCAGGAAGACAAUAAAAUACUCAUUGUCGUCGGCACCACGCAGCAAAAGUUAGCCAGUUGCCUUGACGAGCUCGAUAAAUUCUUACUUCAAGGCCGGCCAGUCGUAAGCAGCAUGGUCUUAGCCGAAAAGAAAGUAGCAUCUUCCGGACUUGGCAAUAUGGUAGAAACUGUCGCUAAUAUUCUAAACAUAAGUAAACUCAAAAACAUAGCAAUGAGACUGAACGCAAUGGACACGAAAAUCGAAGAUCAAAUGAUUAUCUCGAAAAUCCUAGCCACGUUACCGCAAGAGUAUAAACACUUUGCUACUGCGUGGGACUCGACCCCAAAAGGAGAGGGAACUCUGGAAAAUUUGACUGCACGAUUAAUUGCAGAAGAGAUGAGAGACAAAGAUAGGCAGUCGGAAGAAAAAGCGGUCGCCUUCAAAGCAAUAAACAAAAAAUGCUACAAGUGCAAUAAACCAGGACACAUGGCAAAAGACUGUAGAACGAAGAAUAGGCCCAAUGAGAAAGAAGUGCGCUGCUUUAAAUGCAAUAAGAAAGGUCAUAUGGCAAGAUCAUGUGAUGAAAAGCCUAAAACAGAGAGAUGCAGCAUCUGCAAAAAGAGCAAUCAUAAAGAAAAGGACUGCAGGACUUCAGGAAAAAGAAAGAGGCUAAAGAUGAAAGAACAGAAAAAGUGGCGUUUAUGGCAGCCGGUCUACAAGAAGAUGACAUCUGGAUAGUGGACUCAGGUUCCACCUCGAAUAUGACCAACAGAGAAGAAUAUAUAAAACAUCUCAACAAAACUGAUUCGAAAAUAAGAGUAGCGAAAGCAAAUGAAACAAUGGUGGCGAAA
Formica exsecta is the source of this 4623-nucleotide messenger RNA. RefSeq names its product fatty acid synthase-like. The record is from RefSeq and is a predicted model, not a curated record. Lineage: Eukaryota; Metazoa; Arthropoda; Insecta; Hymenoptera; Formicidae. Gene Ontology annotation, biological process: fatty acid biosynthetic process. Gene Ontology annotation, molecular function: zinc ion binding; fatty acid synthase activity; nucleic acid binding.